This is a messenger RNA of Harpegnathos saltator (Jerdon's jumping ant), 701 nucleotides long. RefSeq names its product BLOC-1 related complex subunit 7 (gene BORCS7). The record is from RefSeq and is a predicted model, not a curated record. The transcript has 2 exons. Gene Ontology annotation, cellular component: BORC complex. Bases 367 to 684 code for a protein of 105 amino acids. Lineage: Eukaryota; Metazoa; Arthropoda; Insecta; Hymenoptera; Formicidae.
UUGGUAUAUUGUCUAUGCCUAGCUCUUAGAAAUGACUGAAAAGUAAAUCUAAGAAUACUUUUUUCUUAAAAUUGGAAACUUUAUUGUCGUAUUUGAUAUAUAUGAGUGAAAAAAAAACAUAUUUGCUGAUGUGUUAACGAAGCUGCAAUUGUGUACAUGUGUGAUGAAUAGUCGUACAAGUAUUUUUGGGUGCCUUAAUGUUUAUUUGUAAAUUCUAAGCCUUUAAUUAUAAAUUUUCGAUCACAUAUAACGUUAUAUGUUUGCAAAUAAUGAAAGAACUAUUACAACAAUAAAACGUGCAGUUCAUCUGUAGUUCUGGAUAUUAAAAGCAAGAUAUAUCCUACGAUUAAUGAAAAACACUACAAUAUGGCUUCAGCAUCAAGUACAAGUGCACGUAGUCUAUUUAUUGAAUCAAAAAUGCGAUUAGCAGAUAGAGUGCAAGUUAACGUCAAUAAUAUUGCCUCCCUUGCCAGACAGAUACAAAGAGGCUCUAGAAGUAGUGAAGUUUUAAUGCAUGCAGCAAGAAACUUCGCACAGCAGGAGCAUGGGAUAGAAAUGAUAGAAUCCAAUCUAAAGAAGCUUGCUCUUAUAGCUACUCAUUUAGAAUACCAAAUGGAUUCAAUUGAUAAAAGCUCUAUAAUAUUGGAAGAAGUUAUGGAACAAGUACGAUCUAUGCAGCGAUAAUAUAUUAUAAAUAUAUA